This is a messenger RNA of Emys orbicularis (European pond turtle), 1924 nucleotides long. RefSeq names its product BCL2 interacting protein 3 (gene BNIP3). Gene Ontology annotation, cellular component: mitochondrial outer membrane; nuclear envelope; endoplasmic reticulum. The transcript has 6 exons. The record is from RefSeq and is a predicted model, not a curated record. Gene Ontology annotation, biological process: positive regulation of apoptotic process; mitochondrial outer membrane permeabilization. The coding region runs from base 134 to 751 and encodes 205 amino acids. NCBI's taxonomy places the organism in Eukaryota, Metazoa, Chordata, Testudines, Emydidae.
GCUGCUGGUCAGUCGGCUGUGCGUACGUGGCCGCAGUCAGCAGCAGCUGCUCCCGCCAGAAGCGUCGGGAGAGAGCAGGCAGCGAGGGCAGGCUGAAAAUAGAAACGCUCCUGCCUAGAAGAAACCAGAGACAAUGUCGCAGGGCGAGGGACUCAGCCUACAAGAGGAGAAUUUGCAUGGUUCCUGGGUGGAACUGCACUUCAGCAGCAAUGGCAAUGGUAACCCCGUCCAGCCAACAAGCCAAGAGCAAGUACCAGACUCUAUUUCUAUUUACAAUGGUGACAUGGAGAAAAUACUACUAGAUGCCCAGCAUGAAUCCGGAAGAAGCAGUUCAAGAGAGAGCUCACGCUGUGAUAGCCCUCCUCGUUCCCAGACACCUCAGGACAUUAACAGAGCUUCUGAAGUGGAAACUCACAGCAGUGGAGAAAAGAAUAGCUCUCAGUCUGAAGAAGAUUUUCUUGAAAGAAGAAAAGAAAUAGAAAGGCUCUUGCAGAAAAAUUCAGACUGGAUAUGGGAUUGGUCCAGUAGGCCUGAGAACAUCCCACCAAAGGAAUUUCUCUUUAAACACCCUAAGCGUACUGCCUCUCUCAGCAUGAGAAACACAAGCAUGAUGAAGAAAGGGGGCAUAUUCUCAGCAGAAUUUUUAAAGGUUUUUCUUCCAUCUCUGCUUCUCUCUCAUUUGCUUGCCAUAGGGCUAGGGAUUUAUAUCGGAAGACGUCUGACAACCACAACUACAACCAGCACCUUUUAAAGGGAGAAUAAAAUUCGGUCAGGCUCAAAGCAAUGAGAAUAUCCAUCUGGGAAUACAAAUGGUGAAUGGCAGGAACUUCUGAGCUUGUGAUAGCUACAUGUCCUUGCUGUUUGUUCUGUAAAUGUGUUCCUACUUUAGUAGUAGAUGGGGGACAAGAAAUACUGAAGCCAAGCUAUCAUGAAUAAUUUUUAGAUCAAUUUAUAAAGCAUGUUUCAGAUUGAUUAAUAUCUGCUGUAAUGCUUGGUAGCAUUAAAAAACCCUCAGUGUUAAAAAAUAAACUCUUUGCUUUCAUGUACUGGUUGUGAUGCAGCUAGGAAUUAAUCUAAACCAUUAUUUCUUUAUAUUUCUGAAAAAGUGAAUAUUGUCAUUAUUGAAGUGUGGCCUUAUAAAUACUAUUAGAGAAUCCUGUGACUUGAUUUGAGGUGACUCAUCAUUUUCUUAAGAUUUUGAUUAGCAAUUUUGCAUGGGGGAGACACGAAAUCUUAAGACCCUUUCUAGAUGCUCAGCUCAUACAUACAGUGUAGCUUCAGUGGAACUAUGCUGACUUACAGCAGCUCAGAAUUUGGUCUACAAGAGCCUCAAUUCAAAUUUGGACCUCAGUGCCUAACAUGAUUUCCUUUUGCUGUGCUCUUUGUUUGUUGGUUAAUUAAACUUCCUCUUCUUUUAUAUUCUUGCAAAAUAUAGCUUUAAAACUAAGUGUUUUUUGAAUUGAUAAAAAAAAAGUACAUUUCCAUCCUAAAUUGGCCUACUUAUUUCCCUUAUAAAUCUGAAGGAACAGCAUAACUUGCUUAUUUAUGUAUACUAAUGGAACUCAUUUUGUUUCAGGAAUUUUAUCUUACUGUAAUAAGGAAAAGUUUUUUUUUUUGCCAAAUUCAUAGGAGGUCUUCCGUAUUUUUUAAUAAAACUUGUGGAUUCACAGUUGUUUCCCCUUUUUAAAAAAAUGUUUAAAACCAAUUUCUGAAAGCUGUUUAAAAGGUAAGUGCUCUCUUUUGGAACAUUUCACUGUUUUUCAUACCUAAUUCAUCUGUCUUAUCACAAAUAGCAAAGAAAGGUUUACUUAAAAUGAUUUCAUGAUUCAUCCUUAGAUAUGAGUAACUCUGAACUAUUAACUGAUUAAAAGAAAUUCUCAAGGAGAAACAAUUGAAAGGCACGGUCUUUCAUUUUACACACACA